AGUCAAGUUCCCUGUGUAGCUUUGAUAAUCAUCUCAAAACAUUUGAAGGGAUUUGACAAGCCCACACACCUCCAUCCUCACAAAUACACAAGUAUCUCUGGGUUAAUCUAGGGGUUCAGGAGAUACAGAUAUGCCAAAAGGUUUUGGAGACCCAACUCCAUCAAAAAGCCUGAGGAGGAGACUUGAAAGCUCACUGCCAUAACCAACCUGGGCAGUUUUCAAUUUAGCUACGUUCAGCAACCUACAAAUCAGUCUGCAAGGCACUAUGAGGAAGACAGCUUUCAGACCUCGGCUAUGUUGCAGGUGAUUCUGCCAAGAACCGUGAAGUACAGAUGCUCUGAAACCUUUGAUGAGAACAACAUCAAAAUUAAGGUGAUUAGGAAGUUUCUGAGGAUACAACACACAUGGUUUGCCAACUGGAGGAAAAAAAAAAAGAGUCCACGCAGAAAGGACAGCCAAGGACAAAAGCAAAGGGACAACAAUGAGAUUGCCUUGGUAAAGGACCAGAAAGUAGCCCGGUGGCUGUAGGAGUAAGUAGCCAUCAGCACAAGGUAUGUGGUCCAUUUUUAAUCAAUGACUAGGAGAUGGCUUCUCAUUCACCUGUCACCUCCACAGUGCUGGCAUUAUCACACAAUGAGGGUGUGCUCAGCCUCAGUCGCUUCUAUCCACAGGAUUUCCCAAGCAAGAAUACUGGAGUGGGAUGCCAUUUCCUUCUCCAGGGGACCUUCCCCAGCCAGGGAUGGAACGCCCGUUUUCUGCGGUGGCAGGCGUGAGCCACCAGGGAAGUCCCACAUCACGCAGUAGCCAGGAAAAAAAAAAAAAAACAAGCCGAGUAAGGUAGAGCUAAAUCGCGCUACAGUAUUUUUCAGCUAUCUCACAAGAGCUGAUUAAAAACUCCAUCCACUUCCAGCGAACCAAGAGUAGAAACACUAGUUCUAGAGAGAAUUAGCGCAUCGCCUAGACAGUGCCUGUGCAUUCCCGACGGCUUCACGAUAAGGCUCUUUUCGGUUUUAUCACCGUCUCCUCCCUUAAGGCCCCUACCGGCACACCCUCAAAGAUCCACAAUUUUGGAAAAUUCUCAGGAACCUCCUCCUGCGAGCGGUUCUUCAAGCCACUCCAUACGUAGCCUUGCCUCCCCAGCCUUGGGCCCUCCAAACUAGAAAGCAGCGCCCCUUCUCCAGACGGAGCAAACCAGCUCUCAUAGAGAAAGCGAUUGCUCACAGACUAAAUCCGCAACGUCACAUCCAACCCCCGGCCCCAGCCGCCGCUUUACACCGGAAGUCGCCGGCGUGACGUGGACAAAACGCCCGCCGGGGACGUGCCCCCGUAGAGCCAAUGGGCUCUGUCCACCUCCCUUCUCUGUCACCAUUUUGUCUAUUCACGGCCUGUGACGUCAGAGGGAGGCGCGGAGGGAGAUACGGAAUCCAAGAGGGGCCAGGCGUCGCCGUCGCUCUGAAGGCAGAGGAGAGGCAAGAUGGUUUACAUCUCGAAUGGACAAGUGUUGGACAGCAGGAGUCAGUCCCCAUGGAGACUAUCUUUCAUAACAGAUUUCUUCUGGGGAAUAGCUGAGUUCGUGGUUUUGUUUUUCAGAACUCUGCUUCAACAAGAUGUGAAAAAGAGAAGAGGCUACGGAAGCUCAUCUGAUUCCAGAUAUGAUGAUGGAAGAGGGCCACCAGGAAACCCCCCCAGAAGAAGAAUGGGUCGAAUUAAUCAUCUGCAGGGCCCUAAUCCUCCUCCAAUGGCCGGUGGAUGAGGAAGGUAAAUGUCUGCUCUAAGAAGCAGACAACUGGACGUGCACAUUAAUAGAAGGAAACCAUCAAGAAAUGGAGUGCUGAUCAUGCCGGACAAGUUAGAUGAAUGUGUACGUCUAAACAAGGAUUGCUCUGUGUCCUCACAGACGAAUGAGGUCAUGCUGGGAAUUCCCUCCGCAGGGAUCUGGCAUGACUGACACGCAGUUCUAUAAAUGCACGUUUGUCUCAUCUUUUUUCUAUCGUCUGUGAAAGUGUUAAUAUAGUUUUAAUAAGUAAAUAUUUUUAGGUUACAAAGCUGACUUCUCAACUUCUCAUCUUUAUAUAAUUAAAAAGCUGCAAAGUUGAAGGAAAAUAAAAGACUGUGUAUUGAAUACUAUUAGUGUCACCUUUUUCAACUUAUGAAAUAUUGUUCAUUGUUGGGUUUUUUGUUUUCAUUUAUAAAUAAAUCACUGUGCUUAUUUCAAUAGUA
Molecule: messenger RNA, 2220 nt
Organism: Odocoileus virginianus texanus
Lineage: Eukaryota; Metazoa; Chordata; Mammalia; Artiodactyla; Cervidae
Source: RefSeq, a predicted model, not a curated record